Molecule: messenger RNA, 4467 nt
Organism: Mercenaria mercenaria
Lineage: Eukaryota; Metazoa; Mollusca; Bivalvia; Venerida; Veneridae
Product: orexin receptor type 2-like
Exons: 3
Coding region: 588-1958 (456 amino acids)
Biological process (GO): neuropeptide signaling pathway
Cellular component (GO): plasma membrane
Molecular function (GO): G protein-coupled peptide receptor activity
Source: RefSeq, a predicted model, not a curated record
CAGUCACAGUUUACGCAUUUCGACUUCCCGCUCCACUAAUGAGCCAGCUUAUGUCUCUAAUAACGGAUACAGCUGUUGUCGAACCUUUCACUGAUUUUAGUAUAAGUACAUUGGUCUUUUCAUACCUGAGUGUUGACAAUGAUAUUAGCAUUGUUUGACGGAUUUCUAAAGGAAAACAAUGGCAAUUACUUCUAAAAUGAAGUAGUCUAACCUUUAGUCGCCAAACUAGGCACUCGUUAUAACAUCAGGGAAUUCGCUGAUCAGUGAGACUUAGAGGAGUUAUUGACACAAGACAAAUUAAUUCUGAACAAAACAACAAGUUUCAAUGGCUACGAUCUGCAACUUGACACAUAAACAACUGAGAGAAAGGAAACAACAUGUCAAGAAAUCGUUUUUACAUGGAUACAACGGGUAGAUUGAACGACUGUUGAUGUUUAAUUUUUAACUCCUUGUGGAUUUGGACAUUCCGAAACUUUGUUUACUUUAAUAAGUAAAUAGUGACAUUAAAAAAAAAUUAUUCUGAAUGCCAGAUGGAAUAAGGCAAAGCCGGCUGUUGUACGGAAAGGAAGCAAGACACAUCACGUAAAAUGAGUUCCAACGGGACGAUGGAUAGUGUCACGGUAUUGACGCCGACUGUCUCAGCACAUGACCUUGAAGAAACAUUGGACCAUUAUAACGAAAUUCAGGCUCUUCGAUAUUUUCCCGUAUUUGUUUUCUUAGUUAUCAUAAUGAUUGUCGGUACCGUUGGGAACGCACUUGUUCUGUACGUUUAUCGGAAACGAUUUAGAAAAACAUCUUCAAACUAUUUCAUAGUUUCGAUGGCGGUGUUUGAUUUAUUGGCCUGCUUGAUUGGACUUCCUACCGAACUGUACGAUCUGAGAUUUUCAUAUACGUUUUAUAACUCGGCCCUCUGUAAGAUUUUCAGAUAUAGCAAUACAGUUGUUACUUACGGUUCAGCAAUAAUACUGGUGCAGAUCGCUUUUGACAGAUAUUUCAAGAUCUGUAGACCGUUAAUGAUGAUUGAAUUGUAUAAAAUAAAAGCUAUGUGCAUUUCAGCUGGUAUAAUAGCCGUUCUUAUCUCAAUACCGGCAUUGGUACUAUUUGGAAUUUCCCGUACACCCACGCCGGACGAAAAUUAUCAAGGUUAUGAUUGUUCCGUAGAGGAAUCAUACAAGAAAAAAGCAUUUUCAAUAGUAUAUUAUUAUUUACUCGCUAUCGUUUUUGUCACAACUGUAAUUGUUCUAACGGCGUUGUACAUACGAAUCUGGAUUGAAAUCAAGCGGCGACAAAAGCUCGUUAUAGGUGACCCAGUCAGAACGUCUCAACGCGAAGAGAUUCCAAUGAACCAGUCCAGCAUUAAGGACUCGAAAACAAGAAAGCUUCGAGUACGCUAUUGCUCGGAAUUCAGUGAUGAAGACACACAGGAAGUAGCACCGAGAACAAUUUUCAGACCGAGGCUUUUAAGUCUCGCUGAAGCGGUGACGAGAUUUCGCGUGAGCAGGACUACGGUAGUGUUGUUUGCGGUUACUGUAGCUUUUGUUAUUAGUUAUAUGCCAGGAAUCAUUAUAAUGAUCUGCAGAUCAGUGAUCAAAGACUUGGAAAGCAAACAAACUGUCACAGAGCAAGUUUUUAGCAAAUUAUUCUCAAAAUUUAAUUUUUUGAACAAUGCCAUAAAUCCUAUUAUUUAUAGCUUUCUUAACGUAAGCUUUCGGCGGCGGUGUGUUACUGUGAUCAAGCAACUAGUGUUUUGUCGGCGAAAUGAGACUGUAAGAAGACCUAUACCAGAUAAAACUGACUCUCAAAAGAGUCACAAAAGCACAAAGAGCAACAAAAGCACUAAGAAUGAAGAGCAACGUUAUAUCAAGAAUGGUUUGCCCAUGUGGUUUGACAUUAAAGUUGCCCGGAUGGACCCAAAAACUUGUACCAACCAACCGAAGUUAACAAUCUAUAUAAGAUAGUAUUCAGGUAGAUCUCGGCCAUUUAAGUGGACAAAAUUUAUAUGUGAUGACCCCUGGUUGUCCAACCUUUUCUAUCAAUUAGACAAAGUUAUAUAAAGACUUAAGAAGAAGUGGAACCAGCGUGUUGGGGGAGGAGCUGAUUCCAUUGGUUAUGUUUGUUAUAGGUGUUGUGCAACAGCAUGUUGUCUGUAUAAUUAAAGACAUAAGAUAUAUAUCAAUAGCUGCAUUUCUUUCUCUUUCAAAUUGUUUGUUAAAAGGCAUAUAUAGAUAGCUGCAUUGUUUUAAACUACCAGAAGAUAUUUUUUUAAAUUGCUGUCCGUAUAAGAUAAAAUAUAAUUUAGAAGCAAUUCUGCAAAGGGGGUGGUGCUGUUAAAAGUUUUGGAAAACCAUCCUCAUAUUGUCCCAUAUCUUCAGUGAAUGUUUUAAGUUUGUUGGUUUGAUUGAUAGCAUUGUCUCCCUAACAGUACGUUCUUGGGAUUUCAUACACGUUUUAUAACUCGAUCAUCUUGUCAGAUAUGAGCAUACUGAGAGCAGUAAGACUUUUCAGCCGUUUUUGUGAAGGAGAAGGUUCAUUUUUUGCCCCAAAAUGGCCUAAAUCUUAAGGUAUCUAAAUGAAGUUGUCCAAGUUUUCAUUCACCAAGAAGUAUUGUUGUAUCAAAUAACUGCAAUAAUUUACAAUUUAUUCAUUAUCGACGAACAUAUUUGACGUAAAUGAAUAUACUUUUAACAUUACGGGUAUGGAAAGCCUUCCGUUUUUAACCGAAUUUUAUGAAAAUAUUGAUAUGGGAACAGCUAUCGAUCACAUUAAAAAAUAACCAUAUAUUCUUCGAAAGUAGCUGGACCUGUGGUUAAAAUGUUUUUGUGAUUUUUGACUCUGCUCACUACUUAAACCAUUCCUAUGUGACCUAAGUAUAGACGAAAUGCUCAUUUCUUUUCAAAAUUCUGUGAUUUAAGCAAUUUUCAGUGACAUGUUUUGAACAAAAUAAUAAAUCUGUUUCAAAAAGCUAAAGUCAGUAUAGAAGGUAAAUAUUCUGGUAGGAAACAACGUAUGUUUUUCCAGUUAUUACCAGUUUGAAAAUUUUCCAAAUUUUGUAGGCCAUAUAAGGCUUAAGUGAACCUUGUCCUUACACCUUUCUGCUUUAUUGAAAUAAAAAAGUGUCCCCUGGACUAACUAGUGUAUUUAAAAUGAAGUAGUUCUCGUGUUUUCUUUAAUUUAAAGUACAUUUUAGAGUCAUUUCCUCAUCCUAUUCAACGUCUGCCCUGUUGGUAUCAUUUUAUUCUGUAAGAAAUGUUCUCAUAUCAGUAUUUGUCGUGGUAAUACAUCUACCUUUCUGUUGAUUUUACAUCAUGUUGACAUCAGUUUUCAAGACAAUGUAUGUUACGUUAAUAGAUGUAUUCUAGUCGUUGACUGAACACAAUCACGGAGUUACUUUGUGAUAUAUACAAUAUAUAAAGUAAGCCUCUAUUGACAGGGUUUCAUAAUUUUAAUUGGGAUAUCGUAUAUUGUAUUUUAUGCUAAUGUAAUCUGCUACUUCGUUAGAAUAUUCUAUAACAGUGCUUUUGUUAAUAUUGUCCUGUUUAUGCAAUACCGGUGUGUUUCUUUAAAGGUAAUCAAAUGUGUAUAUUAUUAUAUCACUUUAUAGUCACAUUGAUUAAAUAGAAAAUUCAAUAUAUUAUCCGUUAUUGAAUUUGUUAGUGAGCCUCCACGGAAAUACGUGGGGUCAGUAUGAUAGAUGUCAGGGGAGGGGUGGAUGUAGGGGGUGGGGGAGGGGCGUUGAAUCCCAUAUUUAUCAUACUGACCUCAUAUAUUUUCGAGGAAAUACGUGGGGUCAGUAUGAUAGAUGGCAGGGGAGGGGUGGAUGUAGGGGGGGGGGGAGGGGCGUUGAAUCCCAUAUUUAUCAUACUGACCUCACAUAUUUUCGAGGAGGGUCAAAAACGAACCCUAUGAUUGAUUUGUUUUAUUAACCAAUUUUCUUUAGCCUAGAACAACAUGAAAAUCUACAAACCAUCCACAUAAAUACAGGGGGUCACCACGUGACAAUCAUUUAACCAAUGAAAAUACUAGAAUCGUAUGGGAGGUAAAACAAAAAUUAUUAAUGUAUGUCACUUUUUGUAUUAGAAUUUGUCUUCAUUUAUAACUAUCAUUUUGUAAGUUUAAAAAUGAUCUAGCUAGAUAAAAAGAAAAAGUAAAACUGCAAUAAAAUUGACUGAAAUAACUUCAUUAAAUAUUAUUUUGAAACCAUUUAAGAUUAUUAGACUUUCAUUGUAUUUAUAGAAAUGUAAGAUUUUACUACAUUUAUACAAUUCUCAAUUUCUCAUCAAACCAUAUUAAUGAAGUUAUAAACAAAAACAUCUGCAUGUAACAGGAAAUGAAAAAGACUUGCCAUUGAUUAUUGUUAUCAAAGAACAGUUAAAUCAUGUUUGAUACAAACACUUAGUAUGUUUCUUACUCACUAUUUGUAUUUUAUGUAAAUAAAUGACUGAUUUUGAUAAAUAAAGGCAGAAAUCA